AGUCUCCACUGCUGCCGCCGUCGCCGCCACCCGAGCCGGAGCGGGCUGGGCCGCCAAGGCAAGAUGGUGGACUACAGCGUGUGGGACCACAUUGAGGUGUCUGAUGAUGAAGACGAGACGCACCCCAACAUCGACACGGCCAGUCUCUUCCGCUGGCGGCAUCAGGCCCGGGUGGAACGCAUGGAGCAGUUCCAGAAGGAGAAGGAGGAACUGGACAGGGGCUGCCGCGAGUGCAAGCGCAAGGUGGCCGAGUGCCAGAGGAAACUGAAGGAGCUGGAGGUGGCCGAGGGCGGCAAGGCAGAGCUGGAGCGCCUGCAGGCCGAGGCACAGCAGCUGCGCAAGGAGGAGCGGAGCUGGGAGCAGAAGCUGGAGGAGAUGCGCAAGAAGGAGAAGAGCAUGCCCUGGAACGUGGACACGCUCAGCAAAGACGGCUUCAGCAAGAGCAUGGUAAAUACCAAGCCCGAGAAGACGGAGGAGGACUCAGAGGAGGUGAGGGAGCAGAAACACAAGACCUUCGUGGAAAAAUACGAGAAACAGAUCAAGCACUUUGGCAUGCUUCGCCGCUGGGAUGACAGCCAAAAGUACCUGUCAGACAACGUCCACCUGGUGUGCGAGGAGACAGCCAAUUACCUGGUCAUUUGGUGCAUUGACCUAGAGGUGGAGGAGAAAUGUGCACUCAUGGAGCAGGUGGCCCACCAGACAAUCGUCAUGCAAUUUAUCCUGGAGCUGGCCAAGAGCCUAAAGGUGGACCCCCGGGCCUGCUUCCGGCAGUUCUUCACUAAGAUUAAGACAGCCGAUCGCCAGUACAUGGAGGGCUUCAACGACGAGCUGGAAGCCUUCAAGGAGCGUGUGCGGGGCCGUGCCAAGCUGCGCAUCGAGAAGGCCAUGAAGGAGUACGAGGAGGAGGAGCGCAAGAAGCGGCUCGGCCCCGGCGGCCUGGACCCCGUCGAGGUCUACGAGUCCCUCCCUGAGGAACUCCAGAAGUGCUUCGAUGUGAAGGACGUGCAGAUGCUGCAGGACGCCAUCAGCAAGAUGGACCCCACCGACGCAAAGUACCACAUGCAGCGCUGCAUUGACUCUGGCCUCUGGGUCCCCAACUCUAAGGCCAGCGAGGCCAAGGAGGGAGAGGAGGCAGGUCCUGGGGACCCAUUACUGGAAGCUGUUCCCAAGACGGGCGAUGAGAAGGAUGUCAGUGUGUGACCUGCCCCAGCUACCACCGCCACCUGCUUCCAGGCCCCUAUGUGCCCCUUUUCAGAAAACAGAUAGAUGCCAUCUCGCCCGCUCCUGACUUCCUCUACUUGCGCUGCUCGGCCCAGCCUGGGGGGCCCGCCCAGCCCUCCCUGGCCUCUCCACUGUCUCCACUCUCCAGCGCCCAUUCAAGUCUCUGCUUUGAGUCAAGGGGCUUCACUGCCUGCAGCCCCCCAUCAGCAUUAUGCCAAAGGCCCGGGGGUCCGGGGAAGGGCAGAGGUCACCAGGCUGGUCUACCAGGUAGUUGGGGAGGGUCCCCAGCCAAGGGGCCGGCUCUCGUCACUGGGCUCUGUUUUCACUGUUCGUCUGCUGUCUGUGUCUUCUAUUUGGCAAACAGCAAUGAUCUUCCAAUAAAAGAUUUCAGAUGCUC
This is a messenger RNA of Homo sapiens (human), 1618 nucleotides long. It is a transcript of the gene CDC37, whose product is annotated as cell division cycle 37, HSP90 cochaperone. Gene Ontology annotation, molecular function: protein kinase binding; Hsp90 protein binding; protein kinase regulator activity. Gene Ontology annotation, biological process: positive regulation of type 2 mitophagy; post-transcriptional regulation of gene expression. Gene Ontology annotation, cellular component: HSP90-CDC37 chaperone complex; cytoplasm; cytosol. The transcript has 8 exons. The record is from RefSeq and is marked reviewed. NCBI's taxonomy places the organism in Eukaryota, Metazoa, Chordata, Mammalia, Primates, Hominidae. The coding region runs from base 64 to 1200 and encodes 378 amino acids.